This is a messenger RNA of Rhineura floridana, 4287 nucleotides long. RefSeq names its product zinc finger protein 160-like. The record is from RefSeq and is a predicted model, not a curated record. NCBI's taxonomy places the organism in Eukaryota, Metazoa, Chordata, Lepidosauria, Squamata, Rhineuridae. Bases 1860 to 3743 code for a protein of 627 amino acids. Gene Ontology annotation, molecular function: DNA-binding transcription factor activity; RNA polymerase II cis-regulatory region sequence-specific DNA binding. The transcript is spliced from 3 exons. Gene Ontology annotation, biological process: regulation of transcription by RNA polymerase II.
UCAGAGGCAGCAUGCUUCUGAAAACCAGUUGCCAAAAGCCUCAGGAGGGGAGAGUGUUCUUGCACUCGGGUCCUGCUUGCGGGCUUCCCCAAGGCACCUGGUUGGCCACUGUGAGAACAGGAUGCUGGACUAGAUGGGCCACUGGCCUGAUCCAGCAGGCUCUUCUUAUGUUCUUAUGAAAGGCCGGGGAAGGAACUGGCAAUCCCACCCCAUAUAUACCGUCUGCCUAGUAAACGUCGCAAGACGUCACCCUAAGAGUCGGAAACAACUCGCACUACAAGUGCGGGGACACCUUUAUCUUUAUCUGUCUAUCUAUCUAAAUGUAAAUGUACUGCCUUUAAGUCGAUUCCAACUUAUGGUGACCCUAUGAACAGGGUUUUCAUGAGACUGAGAGGCAGUGACUGGUCCAAGGUCACCCAGUGAGCUUCCUGGCUGUGUGGGGAUUCGAACCCUGGUCACCCAGGUAGUAGUCCAACACCUUAACCACCCCCCUCUCUACUUACAUGGUCUAGAUAUCUUAACACAUAGAUAGAAAAGAAUUAAUAUAUUUAAGUCUCACCCACUGGGACUCAGAAUUUCCAGGCAAUAAUCUGCUGGAUACAUUAGAUCAGUCCACGAAAGACUAAUCGAAAACUGCAGGAGACAUCUCUCUUUUAUAGACUCUCUUGUUUGUUGUGACUGGAACACAUAUGUAGCCAGUCCAUGUGAGGGUAGUUAAAGUCACCCUUUAUGACAACCUUUCCUCUUUUGGACUGAAAUCAUUUAAACGACCUCUUUCUUGCCCGUGCACAGGAUUGAGGGUUCUUCACCUUUUCCGUUAAGCCUAAAGCUGUUCAGAGUCCUUGUAUGUCAGCAACUGCACUCACCUGGGCUUGCACAGUUUCCAACAGCAGAGUAUCUGAACAGGCAGAUCUAAAGAGGAAGCCCCACAGAGACUUAUCUCAGGACUGAGGAUAAAUGAGGAAAAAUAAUGGCGUUCCACAGCUGAAGGAGAUUAUGCUUUUUAUUGACUACACAUUUCUAUGUGGAUAUAUGUGAGCAUACAUCAACUCUGCCCAUAGCCAGUAAAUCAGAAUUAAUAAUAUAAAUCCAUGUUUAUUAAGUAAUACAGUAUGUUAUUCAGGAAUUUCACACAAUAUACUUAUAAAGUCUACAUACAGUAUGUCUCGAGUACUUAAUUACUCUUGGAGCCCAGUAUCGCCACCCACAAUGAUUCUGACCCACCCUUCCUCUCAAAGGGGUCCUGGGCAGCCUGAUUUCUGUGUGCCUCCUCUGCAUACAUGGGAAGGGAGGGGUGGCCUCCAGGCUGAAGUUUCCUAUCAGUCUGCUGAGAAAUCCCCCAAAUUAAUUACCUGGAAUGGUUUCCAUAGUGCCACUGAGCUGAGCUUUGUGUACAGUUGCCUGUUCACAAGUGCCAGUGGGUUCCACAUACGCCUGUCUAUUCAUCACCAGGAGAUCUCCGAUCCUGCCUUUCUUGGAAUUUGGGAAGGGGCCACAGCAAUGGGUGGACAUGGAAUGCCUGGAUAAUUUAGGUUCAGAACUAACCAGCUUGUCUCUUCCUUUGAAAGAAAUAUCCAAACAGGGCUUCAUCUCUUCACUGGAAGGACAAGCUCCCAUUGGAUGGGGCGUUGAUGAAGGGGAGAUAUCUGCAGAAAUGUAUACCACAGUUGUCUGGCGGCAGGAGGAAAAAUCAGACACAUCAGGGCUUGGUGACAUCAAAUGAUACAUGGACCUGUAAGGAAUUCAUUUUGCUGUGUGGGACUGUUGAAUGUUCAGCAGAUGAUGGGCAGAAGAAUGAGAAUUAUAGGAAAUCACCGAUGGUGUCAUUGGUAAUAGCCAAGGGUGAAGCAUAAAAAGAGAUGGUUGAAAAUGACAGGAGCCCAAAACCAUCUGAAGGAAACCAGUCAAAGAAUGGGAGGAAGAAAUCCUCUACUUCUCAGAGUUUGCCUCACAGAAUGCACAGAGGAAAGAAAUCCUUUAAAUGCAGGGCAUGUGGAAAGAGCUUCUCUGUAAGCAGUAACCUUACUAAACAUCAAAGAAUACACACAGGGGAGAAACCAUUUGAAUGCAUGGAAUGUGGAAAGUGCUUCAGUGAGAACGGUACCCUUACUGUACAUAAAAGAACACACACAGGAGAGAAGCCAUUUAAAUGCAUCCUGUGUGAAAAGAGCUUCAGUCAGAACGGUGACCUUUCAUCACAUCAAAGAACCCACACAGGGGAGAAGCCAUUUAAAUGCAGGGAGUGUGGAAAGUGCUUCUCUGUAAGCGGUAACCUUACUAGUCAUCAAAUAAUACACACAGGGGAGAAACCAUUUGAAUGCAUGGAAUGUGGAAAGAGCUUCAGUCGAAGGGGUAACCUUACUAAACAUCAAAGAAUACACACAGGGGAGAAACCAUUUGAAUGCAUGGAAUGUGGAAAGUGCUUCAGUGAGAACGGUACCCUUACUGUACAUAAAAGAACACACACAGGAGAGAAGCCAUUUAAAUGCAUCCUGUGUGAAAAGAGCUUCAGUCAGAACUGUGACCUUUCAUCACAUCAAAGAACCCACACAGGGGAGAAGCCAUUUAAAUGCAGGGAGUGUGGAAAGUGCUUCACUGACUCUGGUAGCCUCGCUAAACAUCAAAGAACCCACACGGGGGAGAAACCAUUUAAAUGCAUGGAGUGUGGAAAGAGCUUCAGUGAGGGGCGUAAGCUUACAUUACAUCAAAGAAUCCACACUGGGGAGAAACCAUUUAAAUGCAUGGAUUGUGGAAAAAGCUUUAGGAUGAACUCUGAGCUUACCACUCAUAAAAGAAUCCACACAGGGGAGAAGCCAUUUAAAUGCAGGGAGUGUGGACAGAGCUUCAGGGUAAGCAAUAGCCUUACUUUACAUCAUAGAACACACACGGGGGAGAAACCAUUUAAAUGCAUGGAGUGUGGACAGAGCUUCAGUGUACGGGGUAACCUUACUAGUCAUCAAAGAAGACACACAGGGGAGAAACCAUUUAAAUGCAUGGAGUGUGGACAGAACUUCAGUCAAAGGGGUAACCUUACUAUUCAUCAAAGAACACACACGGGGGAGAAACCAUUUAAAUGCAUGGAGUGUGGACAGAACUUCAGCGCACGGAGUAACCUUACUAUUCAUCAAAGAACACACACGGGGGAGAAACCAUUUAAAUGCAUGGAGUGUGGAAAGACCUUCAGCGUAAGCAGUAGCCUUACUUUACAUCAUAGAACACACACGGGGGAGAAACCAUUUAAAUGCAUGGAGUGUGGAAAGACCUUCAGUAUAAGCAGAAGCCUUACUUUACAUCAUAGAACACACACUGGGGAGAAACCAUUUAAAUGCAUGGAGUGUGGAAAGACCUUCAGCGUAAGCAGUAGCCUUACUUUACAUCAUAGAACACACACAGGGGAGAAACCAUUUAAAUGCAUGGAGUGUGGAAAGACCUUCAGUAUAAGAAGAAGCCUUACUUUACAUCAUAGAACACACACGGGGGAGAAACCAUUUAAAUGCAUGGAGUGUGGAAAGACCUUCAGCGUAAGCAGUAGCCUUACUUUACAUCAUAGAACACACACGGGGGAGAAACCAUUUAAAUGCAUGGAGUGUGGAAAGACCUUCAGUAUAAGCAGAAGCCUUACUUUACAUCAUAGAACACACAUGGGGGAGAAACCAUUUAAAUGCAUGGAGUGUGGACAGAACUUCAGUCAAAAGGGUAACCUUACUAGUCAUCAAAGAACGCACACGGGAGAAACCAUUUAAAUGCAUGGAGUGGGAAAAAGCUUCUCUCUAAGCGGUAACCUUACUAAGCAUCAAAGAAUACACACAGGGGAGAAACCAUUUAAAUGCAUGGAGUGUAGAAAUACCUUCAGUAUAAGCAGAAGCCUUACUUUACAUCAAAGAAUGCACACAAGGGAGAAACCAUUUUAAUGCAGUGAGUGUGGGAACAGUUUUAGUGUAAGGAGUAACCUUACUAGUCCUCAAAGAAUACACAUUUAAAGUAACCCAUCUGCUCCUGGCACCUUUCCUAAUUUAAUUUUGUUUAUAGCUUCAGAUAUCUCUCUUGACGUGAUAGGGCCAUUAAUAGCUUGUCUCUGAAAGUCUGUAAUUUUAGGCAAAUUCUGUUUAGAUAUAUACUCUUCUAUUUUUUCAGAUGGAAUUUCCUGACACUUGUACAAUGUUGAAUAAUAUUGAUGAAAAAUCUUUUUGAUUUUUACAUUAUCUGUCAGCGUCUCAUCUCCUUGUAUCUUUAAAAUAAUAUUUUUUGACGUUCUUUUCUUAAUUUAUAUGCUAACCAUUUCCCUGG